This is a messenger RNA of Etheostoma cragini (Arkansas darter), 4031 nucleotides long. RefSeq names its product SATB homeobox 2 (gene satb2). The transcript has 14 exons. The record is from RefSeq and is a predicted model, not a curated record. Gene Ontology annotation, molecular function: RNA polymerase II cis-regulatory region sequence-specific DNA binding; DNA-binding transcription factor activity, RNA polymerase II-specific. The coding region runs from base 816 to 3536 and encodes 906 amino acids. NCBI's taxonomy places the organism in Eukaryota, Metazoa, Chordata, Actinopteri, Perciformes, Percidae. Gene Ontology annotation, biological process: regulation of transcription by RNA polymerase II; chromatin remodeling.
UCUCUCUCUCUCUUUGUCUCUCCUCCCUUCUCUCCUCCCUCUAUCAGUCAGUGCGCCCGUUGGCACAGGAACGAUUGAAAGUGACACAGUCUGAUUAGAACCGGUCCCUUUGCGCCGAUCCAUCCCGCUAUUACUGGAACUCAAACUCCGGUGCUUGCUUUUCGGCCAGGUCCGCGUGGUGUGUUGUGUCUCCCGGGUUGUUUUUUUUUUUUUUAUCUUCCCGGCUGCGUCGCGUAUUUUUUUGCGCAAAAGCGUUUUUUGGGUCUCUCUUUCUCUCCGAGGAUGAAGCCAUGAGUUCAAAGGAAGGCAGACUUGUGGCACAGAGACUCGUCUUAAACUAAAAGGCGGACAAACGCGUAGACAGGAAGGACGCGGGGGGGAGAAUUUCAUCUACAACGUUAAGUUUGUGAGUCGGACAGAAAGGUCUACGGAGUCAGGACAGACCACUACCGGUGCUCUCAGAGUCUCUCCGUCUCUACGCCUCUAGGCUCCUUCCCCACGGAGAGCAUCCAUCCGUCCACCUCUCCACUCCUCUCCGCUGCUUUACGCGCUACCGUCGCCCCCUCUUUCUCCCUCCCUCCCUCCCAGUAACUAUACGUUUUUUUCUCCUCUGUGGAUCUCCGGUCCGGUCUCCCCUACGAGUCCAGAUUCAACUCCCCGGGCCUUUUACCCAGGAGCAGAACCACAGCUCAGCCCUGGAUUCAAUACUCCUGAUCAAUGGACAGAGCCUCCUCAGCGGCCAGCAGCGCUACAGACACACAGCCGUAAACAACUCGUUCUCUCUGGCUGGAUCUCCUCUGGGGAUCUGGAGGAGGAUGGAGCGAGGAGGGGAGAGUCCCAUCACCCAGGACAGUCCUGAGCGAAGGGGGGGCAGUCCGGACCUCAGCGGCCUCCCACCGCCGGGGAAGAAGGGCCGGUUGGAGCUCAAUGGGAGCCCCACUGGGCCCCGCAUACGCCACAACGGAGCCCCACUGAGACCCCUAGGAGGUCUGAUGAUUCCAGUCUUCUGUGUAGUGGAGCAGUCAGACGGAGGGAUUCAGACGGACGGAUGUGAGGGAAGAGAGGAGCAUGCGGAGUUUGUGCUGGUCAGGAAGGAUAUUCUCUUCUCUCAGCUGGUGGAGACGGCUCUGCUGGCCCUUGGGUACUCCCACAGCUCGGCGGCACAAGCCCACGGAAUCAUCAAGGUGGGAAGGUGGAACCCUCUGCCUGUCCACUUCCUGACUGACGCACCAGAAGCUACAGUAGCCGACAUGCUGAUGGAGGUCUACCACAUGGUCACUCUACGCAUCCAGCUGCAAAGUUUUUCAAAGCUGGAGGAUCUGCCGUGUGAACAGUGGAACCACGCGACAGUCAGGAACGCUCUCAAAGAGCUGCUAAAGGAAAUGAACCAAAGCACUCUGGCCAAAGAGUGUCCCCUGUCACAGAGUAUGAUUUCCUCCAUAGUGAACAGUUCGUACUACGCCAACGUCUCCACUGCCAAAUGCCAGGAGUUUGGUCGUUGGUACAAGAAGUAUAAGAAAAUCAAAGUAGAUUACCUGGAGAAGAUGUGGUCUGGACGGGAUGCUGCUGACAUCAAAAUAGAGAGAGACAACAUGGCCGACUUCUGUGUGCUGGGCCAGAGACCUCCGCCCCACCUGGCCGGCCUGACCCAGCUCAGUCACCUGGGAGCCGGCGGCCCUCUCCUCAAGGUGGGGUCUGGAGACAUGCAGGCGCCUUCUCAGCCGCCUCAGCAGCCUCCCCAGCAGCAGUCGUCACCCCACGGCCCCCUCCACCACAGCCCUCCUCUCCGUACAGGCCAGGUGCCUCCUCCUCCUCCGCCCCCGCCACCCCCGCCCGGCGCCCUGCAGCCCCUGCUGGGGCCAGGUGGGCUGCUCUCCCCUCAACUUUCCCCCCAGCUGGUGCGUCAACAGCUCGCCAUGGCCCACCUCAUCAACCAGCAGCUAGCAGUUAGCCGCCUGCUGGCCCAUCAGCACCCACAGGCCAUCAACCAGCAGUUCCUCAACCACCCACCCAUCCCUCGGGGUUCGUCCAAAGGCGGCGGCGACCAUCCCGGGAGCAACCCCUCGGCCGCCGAGGUCUCCUGUGAAAUCUACCAGCAGGUCAGAGACGAGCUGAAGAGAGCUAGUGUCUCCCAGGCCGUGUUCGCCCGUGUGGCUUUCAACCGCACACAGGGUUUGCUGUCGGAGAUCCUGCGGAAGGAGGAGGACCCUCGCACAGCCUCACAGUCUCUGCUGGUGAAUCUGAAAGCAAUGCAGAACUUCCUCAACCUGGCCGAGAGCGAGAGAGACCGCAUCUACCAGGAGGAGAGAGAGCGCACCAUGAACCCUACGGUCGGCCUUCCCGCCUCCAACUCCUCCAACCCCGGCACUCCACGUCUCUCACAGAAAGUGUGGGAGAGGGGCAUGGAUGACCAGAUAACCCCUGAUACCUGGGCCUCCAUCUGGAAGAACAAGACUAAGAUCUCCAACUCGCCCAAGCCGUCCGGCCCGCCCCCCGACCUCCCCCUGAAGCUGGAGUCGCUGGUCAACAUCACGUCAGGCAUCUACGACGAAAUUCAGCAGGAGAUGAAGAGAGCAAAGGUGUCCCAGGCUCUGUUCGCUAAGGUGGCCGCCAACAAGAGCCAGGGCUGGCUGUGUGAGCUGCUCCGGUGGAAGGAGAACCCGAGCCCGGAGAACCGCACGCUCUGGGAGAACCUGUGCACCAUCCGGAGGUUCCUGACGCUGCCGCAGGCCGAAAGAGACCUGGCGUACGAGGAGGAGUCCAGGCACCAUCACUCGGAGAGGCUGCACACCGUCCUGCACCUGCCGCAGGACACACAGCUCUUUUGUCUUUCUCGUCAGGCGCUUCACAGGCCACCCCCGACCCCAAUGAAGGAGCACCGUGUGUCCCCCAUGCGUGAAGAGCAGUUAUCUGCCCCGGUGAACGAGGAGGGCUUACAGAAUGUGGGAGCAGGAGCUGCUGGCAGCUGUCCACCUGGCACCGUUGGCAGUGCUGGGAGCAACAAGAAGCCACGAUCACGCACUAAGAUUUCCUUGGAGGCCUUGGGCAUCCUGCAGAGCUUCAUCCAGGAUGUUGGCCUGUACCCGGACCAGGAGGCCAUCCACACCUUGUCCGCGCAGCUUGACCUGCCCAAACAUACCAUCAUCAAGUUCUUUCAGAACCAGCGCUACCACGUCAAGCACCACGGCCGUCUCAAGGAGCUGGGCGAUGGGGCUGCGGCCAGCGGAGGUGUGGACGUCAGUGAAUACAGAGAAGAGGAGCUGCUUUCGGGCUCAGAGGACCCGGAGUCCAGCGAGGACGGAGCAGAGGAGAUCUACCAGUCCACAGAGGGGAAUUGUGGGAGCGCCGGAGGGCUGAACCAGCCACUGCCGGCCUCCUCCUGCUCCAAAUCUAACUCCAACUCCAGCCAUUCGUCUUCAGGGACCAAAAAUGCUCAGGAGGAAGGAAUGGACAAGGUGCACUGCCGGCCUGGUGGCCCCCUGGGCCCCGGGAGCUCCUCAUCCAGUCCCAGAGAGCCGGCCGACUACCAGAGGUAGAGACUGACACACAGAGAGGAGAGGACAGAAGGGAAAAGAGAGAGUGGAGAGAAAGCAAGAUAAAGAAAAAGCCAUGGAACUGCUCAUGAAUUAGUGGGGAACGUCAAAAAACCAUCAGGCUGAAAUAAUGUGUACAUCACUCAAAACAACCAGACGGACUUGAUCUCAGACAGAUCUCUGAACACCUGGGGAGUAAAAUUUACCUCAGCAAAAAGACAGCAGCUUUGCAGAGUGCUGUGACACAGCAGUGUUUGUGUAACUGUGAAAGAGAGUUUCCCCAAUCCACAUUUAAAUACAUUUCAUAGACAGGUCAUCCAUUGCUGCUCAUGUCUACAACGUAAACAACAAAAUCUCCAAGUGUUGACACUUUCUCUUAAUCUAAUCGCCAGAAAGGCCACUACGGAGAGGCAGGAUUUCAUCGGCUUCGGCCAGAAGUUGUUCCUAAUCCUCCUCUUUAAAGUCUGAGCACACUCACAUAGAGCUGCAUACACAUGA